Molecule: messenger RNA, 856 nt
Organism: Capsella rubella
Lineage: Eukaryota; Viridiplantae; Streptophyta; Magnoliopsida; Brassicales; Brassicaceae
Product: calmodulin-5
Exons: 3
Coding region: 16-690 (224 amino acids)
Molecular function (GO): enzyme regulator activity; calcium ion binding
Source: RefSeq, a predicted model, not a curated record
CUAUAAUUGGGCCUAAUGGGCCUUUCUCCUCCUUUUUCAUCAGCUUUAUAUAAUUCACGCACAACACCACCACCUUCAUCGCUAAAUCACACCAACGUUGAUUCUUCUUCUUCUUCUUCUUCGUCUCUCUUUCUCAUCCUAAAAAUGGCAGAUCAGCUUACCGAUGAUCAGAUCUCUGAGUUCAAGGAAGCUUUUAGCCUCUUCGACAAAGACGGAGAUGGUUGCAUCACGACGAAAGAGCUAGGAACAGUGAUGAGAUCACUAGGUCAGAACCCAACAGAAGCAGAGCUACAAGAUAUGAUUAACGAAGUUGAUGCUGAUGGUAACGGAACCAUAGACUUCCCUGAGUUUCUAAACCUCAUGGCUAGGAAAAUGAAGGACACUGACUCAGAGGAAGAGCUCAAAGAAGCUUUCAGGGUUUUCGAUAAAGACCAGAACGGUUUCAUCUCGGCUGCUGAGUUAAGACAUGUCAUGACUAAUCUUGGUGAGAAGUUAACUGAUGAAGAAGUUGAUGAGAUGAUCAAAGAAGCUGAUGUUGAUGGAGAUGGUCAGAUCAAUUAUGAAGAGUUUGUCAAAGUUAUGAUGGCAAAGAGAAGAGGGAAGAGGGUAAUGACAACAAGGCGUAGUAGCAAUUCUGUUGAAUACAAAGAAAAGAAUGGUCGCCGGAAAAGUCACUGCCGUAUUCUCUGAGGCUCCCAUCAUUUCUGAAUGGUUGCCGGAAAAGUCACCGCCGUAUUCUCUGAGCCUCCGACCAUUUCGUAUGUAAUAUCUUCUUGUUAUGUGUAAUAUGCUUACAUGGUUUUUGUGUAAAAAAUAAGAGAUUUGUACCUCAUACAUUCAUAAAACGGAUUUAUAA